AUGCCCUCUGACGCCUCUAGCCCUAGCACGCUGUCCAGCCCCUCCUCUGACACCGGACGCUCUGACGGACCGCCCAAUACCACCACGCAGGAUGUCCCUGCCUACCUAGUAAGACGCCUGGAUACCGGGGUAUACGAACGUCUGGAACAAGCUAUCGAGGCGAUGGGAAAGGCGGCUCUGGGCUUCAACGACAUAACGACGGACUUCAACCUGCAAGACGGGCAGUGGAACAACGGCCACCAGCGCUACAUCGACAACAAUGGCAAUCGUUUCACUGCAAACGUGUGGGGAGAGGUGCGAAGCUCCGAAGACGGUACCAAGCUAGAUGCGAAAGGUAAUCAUUAUCCUGACUGGACGCCUAUUACCGACGACACCAAUAUAAAAAAUGUGCUGGUAAUCGGCGAGCCCGGCGAUGCAGCGCGUUUCGACAAACUCCACGCUUUUUGGCACAACCAACUAGUUACGCUCCAGGACGUACGGAGGUUCGACGAAGAGCGAGAAGAAGAUGACAAAAACAACCAUGACACUCGAUUCAGGAUUAACAACUGGCUCAGGCCCCCGAGAGGGGAUGCUCGUGAGGACCGCAACCUCAUUGCGCUGACAAUUUCGCCGGCCAAAUAUGUGAAACCUGACAGGAAAGACAAAGCGGUCAAAACUCCGUUCCGUCCGGGCUUGAGCAAGGUCAAAGUCGAAUGCAGUGACAAGGCGUCGAUAUCUUCGAAUGGCAAUAACGACGAUGUGAUUAUGCAAGAAGACCAUGAUGUGCCACCUUCCUUCCCCCGGCUUCUUCCGGACUACAGCGGACCGCUCUAUCAGCUCAAGACUGCGAGAGUGACUCAGCCCGACAUUGUGGACGUCAACGGCAAGCUUAUCCCACCGUGGCUGCUGCACGACAAGCUUCGGCCUGGUACGCUUAUUGUCGCGAACGUUGAACUAGUGGUCUGGGUGUUCAAAAAGGGCAAGGAAAUAUCAAAGACCUAUCAAGUUGUCGCGCACAAGAUCAAGGUCGUUGAUCCCUCUGAUGCUCCCGCAGAGAUCCCGGCUCCUGGAAAUCUGAAACCGAAGCCGGAUGCUGCCACACCCAUGACGCCUUCAGCUCAAUCAAAAAGAUCAUUUGACGAAUUCAUGAGCCCAACACCAUCUCCCGCAUCUUCUCCGGUGAAGAAAACAAGGCGUACUACUACGAAAUAA
Messenger RNA from Gloeophyllum trabeum ATCC 11539, 1191 nucleotides. RefSeq lists its product as uncharacterized. The record is from RefSeq and is a predicted model, not a curated record. The coding region runs from base 1 to 1191 and encodes 396 amino acids. The transcript has 6 exons. NCBI's taxonomy places the organism in Eukaryota, Fungi, Basidiomycota, Agaricomycetes, Gloeophyllales, Gloeophyllaceae.